This is a messenger RNA of Nerophis lumbriciformis (worm pipefish), 7851 nucleotides long. It is a transcript of the gene rif1, whose product is annotated as replication timing regulatory factor 1. The record is from RefSeq and is a predicted model, not a curated record. NCBI's taxonomy places the organism in Eukaryota, Metazoa, Chordata, Actinopteri, Syngnathiformes, Syngnathidae. Gene Ontology annotation, biological process: telomere maintenance. Gene Ontology annotation, cellular component: nucleus; chromosome, telomeric repeat region.
UUUGACGUCUCCGAGAGGUUUGGCGCCAGCUAUUUCGCGGGACGAAAGCACAAGGCGUCGUGUUUUCAAACACAAGCAAAAAAGGCCGAGUGUCGUGCAGAGAGCAAGCCGAGGUGCUGAGCUCGAUAGGCGGACACUUUAGUAGCGCUCGUCCCCUUCUCGGUUUUCUGCUUCGAACAGUGCGUCAUCUCUGCGGACCGCCAGGCUGUGCAACGUUGAGUAACGAUGAUGGCGUCGGCAGAGCCUCCCAGCGCCUUCAGCAUCGUCCCCCUGCUGGAGUGUCUGGAAGACGGCGCCGCUGGACGCCCUGAGCAGACCGACGCCUAUCUCACCAUCGCCAACCGCCUCAGUGGAGAGGAGGGUCGGCAGUUUCUCCCUGCAGUUGAAAAGCACUUUUCCCGUCUGGGCGCGACCAUCUUGGCCCACGUCAGCAGUCCACACGCCGAGCUGAGCCAAGCGGCCCUGCAGGCGUUGGGGUUUUGUCUCUACCAUUCGCACGUCGUCUCGCAAGUUUCCGAAACCUUGGCCGCCGAUAUCCUGUCCGCACUUUGCUCGGUGGUGUCUAAUUCCACGGAGAAGAACACCUGCACCCGGGCGUUGUGGGUCAUCUCCAAACAGAGCUUCUCCACCGACGUGGUGGGCAAAAAAGUCCCGUUUAUCCUGGCGAUGCUGGAGAGCAUUUGGAGCAAAGGCGACGUCCAGUCUGUGGUGAUGGAACACGAGGCUUUGAACGUGAUCAUCAGGCUGCUGGACCAGGUCCCUGUGCAGAUGGGCGAAGGCACGGUGCGCUGGGCCAAGCUUGUCAUCCCCCUGGUGGUGCACUCCGCCUCCAAAGUGCGUCUGCGGGCUGCGGCCGCCAUGGAGAUGAGCCUGCCGCUGCUCCUCCAAAAGCAGAUGGACGUGGCCGCCGUCAUGGAGCCUCUCAUGUCCACGAAGCUGAUCCCAGAGCUUCAGAAGCUUUUCAUAUCAAAGAAUGAAACGAACGUCCUGAAGCUCUGGUCGUUGUUUGUCAAACUUCUUGGCAAGAUGUUGCAUCGUGGCGGUCCCUUCAUCAACUCACUGCUCCACCUGGAGGAGCUGGGCUUUCGCAGCUCGUCUCCCACCGUCAAGAAGAUCGCCUUCAUCGCCUGGAAGAGUCUCAUCGACAACUUUGCCCUCAACCCAGACAUCCUGUGCAGCACCAAGCGCAUGAAGCUCCUCAUGCAGCCCCUCAUGUCCAUCAACGUCAAGACGGAGGCGCUGAUGCUCACCAAGGUAGAGGUGUGGUGGUACCUGGUGGUCCAGCUGGGCCCGAACCUGUUCCCUAACUUUGAUCAGGUGUCGGUUCCUCUGCUGCAGUACACCAUUGGAUCGGACUCCUCCUCGGCGCAGGGCACCCCCGCCAGAGGAGCUGGUCAGAAUGGCGUCGCUCACCCCAAAACUGCGGGCUCGAACAGCAGCCUUCGACUCAGCAUAAACUCCAGCAUGCAGGUGCCCUCCGCCUUCCCCUCCAUCCAGCUGCUGGGCCUGGAGAUGCUGCUGCACUACUUCCUGGGAACCGAGGUUGUCGCCACGGCGGCCAAGAACAAGCUUGUGCUGACUCUCGAACCUUUAAAACAUUCUCUCUUGAGCGCUGCCUGUUCCUUCAGCAAACAUGCUGCUGUGCUCAUCUCCAGCAUCAAAGAUGGAUUCAGCAACGUCGGCAAGGAAGCUCCAGAGUCACUUUUGGCACUUCUAUGGAAUCAUCUUGUCUAUUUUGUCAGCUUAGCCACUGAGUCUGGCAGUAAGAAGGACAGGCAGGGCGGUGAAGUCCUGACGCAGAUGUUGCAAACCCUCGAGAGCAUCAUCCUCUCAGAAGCUCUUCCUGCAGAUAAAGUCCUGAUUCUCUUGGAGGGCACAGUCAAAGGCAUCUCCCCUCGCGUCCUGGGCUCUGCCGCCUACCAAGUGGGCAAGAUGGACGUGCUCAACGGAACGCCAGCGCUUUUCCUCAUUCUCCUCCUCUUCGACAGCAGCAUGCUGGCGGCCUACAUCGAGGACGCCAGGUUUUACCACUGCCUCAAGACGCUGGUGGGCUGCGGCCUGUCGGGCCCCACCUCCCCGUUGGCGUUUGGCGAGGCGGUGCUGGGCGCCAUAAAGCGCAGCGCCACUUGCGUGCACAACAAAGAGCACCUGCUGAGGAUGUGGAGCGCAAUGGUCGGCCCGCUGACGGACACCAUAACGCAGUCGAAUGAAGUCAACCAAGGAGACGCCUUGGAGCACAACUUCAGCGCCAUGCACUCCGCCUUGUUGUUCCCCGUCACGCACCUGCUGAGUGGGACGCCUCUGCAGCAGGCGUCCCAGAAGUCCAUGCUGUCCACGUGGUCUAAACUCUACAAGGUGUUUGCACGCUGCUCUUCUUUGGUGGUCACGGCCGAAGAAAAUGUGUGCUGUGAAGAAAUCUGUGCCAAGAUGGCCGCUACAGUGGACCGGGAGACCUUGAUGCUUCCAUCCUCGCUGAUGGCGACUUCUUGCAUCCUGCACGUCAUGGUGGAAUGUGUGGACUUCUCCCCGUACACGCCACACUUCCAGCAGAAGUUAAAGUCUCCCCACACUCCAGGAACCUGGAACAAGAAGAAAAGCAAGGCUCUCGGGAACUUGUCCACCUUGGAGACCCUGCUGGUUCAGUGUCUAGAUGCGUACCUGGCUGGCCAGGAGGAGGUUCCGUCCGAGAGCACGGGCACGGCACUGCUCUCCAUCUUGUCCGCCCUCUUCACCAACCUGGUGCUUGGUCAAGCCGCCAAGGAGCUGCUCACUUCCACCAUCCAGCUUCUCGCCGUCCUCUAUCAGAAAGCAGAUGGCGAGCCGCCCGAGUUCACAUCACAGAUUCUUACCAAGAUGGAGAAGCUUGUGAGCGAGAUCUUGAACUGCAUCCAGAGCCGCUCUGCUCUUGCCUAUGAUGACGACCUCCUGGCUCUGCUUUCUCCACUGCUUUGUGUGCUCUUCUCGCACAAAAACAAGCAGCACCGCACAGCCGUCACACACUUCUGGAAUUCCACCUUCGCCAACACCGUCAGCCUGACGUAUCCGGAGAAGCUCAGACCCAUCUUGACCCAGGUGAAGCAAAAGACUCCCAUCAUUCUUCCCGGGUUUGAAGCCAUCAGUGGUCCUGAUGAUCUCAGUGGACAGUAUUCUAGCGAGAGUUCCCAGUUAGAAACCAUACUCAGCGGUGUGCCAGUCGCCUCUGCAGGGAAGAGGGACUCUCUCCAGGGAAAGUCUGCUGUGGCAAAUGACCAAAGCUACAUCAAGACCUCCAAACUGGUCUCCACAAAGCUGGACUUUGGCUCCCCGAUGGUUCCCCGUAGGGAGGUCUUGGAAGAGCAGGCUUCUGUUGAUUUUGUCUUCAUUCCUCCUGAGACAAAGGAGAGAGUUUUAACAGAGCACCAAAAGGAGGUCAAAAGGACCAAAAGGGUGGACAUACCUGCUAUGUACAACAACCUCGAUGCCUCUUUGGAUACCACCGUUUUCACUCAGUACACACAAAGUCAGGAAGACUCUGUGGGCCAGCCACCAACUGAAGAAGAUGUUGCCCAGGAAACUCCUGAAAAGGGUGCUGAGUUGAGUGAGGUUUCUGACAUUCAAAGAAAGGAAACUCAAGACUUUGAAGCUUUCGAGAAAAAGUCAGAGGAGGAGCCGGAGAUGAUACCUGAGUCGACCGAUGUUUCCAUGGAGGACGAUGCCAAGAGUGACGUCAGAGCUGAAGAUACAAGUGCACAGCCUGCAAAGACGACCAGUCCCAACACGUCAGUCUCUGGAACUCCUCAGAAGUCCAGCAGUGGCAGCAGACGUCAGAACUUCAUUACUUUGGAGAAAUAUGCCGAGGGAAAGCCUGCGAGCCCCAGCACUGUGUCCACCUUCACAGGAUCCCGAGUUAAGACCUCUAAUAGCCAGGAACCCUCGACAAACUCCGAUAAUCUUUCUCCCGAGGCAUCCCAAAAAGUGAGUCUGCAAAACUCUGAGAGUGUCUGUGAGAAGACCCUAAAGUGUCCAGUGAGUGAAAUCCAAGAGUCCCCUCGAAGGCCCAAAGUGGAUAGUGAAAGGCUAGUCAAGCCUGUCAGGUUGACUGAGAGGCUUACGAGUGAUGAAACUGUAGAUGAAGAUGUCAUCCCAGACACUCAGACUGAGGAUGCGGUCAUGGUGAAUCCUGCAGAGACCGUCACCUCAAUGGAUGUGACACCUUCAGAUUCAAAUGCGGAUUCUAUAGAGACUUUUGAUGAUUCCCAGUUGUCUGAAAGCCUGACCUCUCCCAGUGAUACGAACGUGAAUUCUCAAGAGACACUUGUUGAUUUGCAGUCAGCCAUUUCUCAGAGCGAGCAGAGACGACAAAGCCGCAGACAAAGUAAGCAUCUACUCCCGGAAGAAGAGCCAGUGAAGUCAGACAUGUUGUCAAACAGACCAAAUACCAGAAGCAAGCUAGCCAGCGAGAAGGUCACUGCGAAACUACGGAAGAGGUCUCUGAGGGACAGCGGGUCAGACAAAAUGAACUCCCCAGCCCGAUCACACAAGAAGGUUAAGCUAUAUAGCAGUUCGGGGGAGUUCCUCAUUAAACCAGAAAACAAAAGUAGAAGCAGCAGAUUCCAAAAUUUGAGUCAAACAAACGACCAGUCGGACUCUCCGUCUGAGUCAAGCCAGUCUCAGAGAAAGAGCAGCCGGUCUCGUAAAUCUUUAACAGAGCCUGAUGAGGAGAAUGGUAUAAAUGCAGAGUCUGUGAAAAAUUCCAAACAAGCUACCCAGUCUGAUUCUGAUAGCCAAUCACAACAAAGACGCCGCCAGUCUUCUAAAUUAUCACGUGAGCCCAAAGAGAAGGGUCUUAUGGAGCCUGAACCAAUGUCUGAGAAAGUGCCAAGUCAAACUGCCUUAAAACCAGACAGCCAGUCUGAUUCUGAAAGGCGCCGUCGGUCUUCAAAAUCCUUACUGCUGUCUGAAGAGGAGGAUCUCCAGAAGCCAGAGAAAGUCUCUGGUCAAAGUGACUUACAAGCGGACACCCUGAAUGUUUCCGAAUCACAAGAACAACAUGAUCGGCCUGCCAAAUUUGUAUUGGAGCCUAAGGAGGAGAGUAUUAAUGGGCAUGACACUACAUCUGACAAGAUGUCCAGUCAGACUGACUUUAAAUCAGAUAACCAGUCUAAUUCUGAAAGUCAGACACAGAACCAUCUUCGCAAACCUUCUAAAUUACUGCAGCAGAUACUGGAGAAAGGAUAUUUAAAGACGGAGUCUGAAUCAGGAGAUUUUGGGACAGACCUUAAAAUAGUCUCGCCUCAAACGGAUGACCAAUCCCAAGAAUGCGAUUUUGUUGAGCAAAACAAAACCACUGAAGGAGAUUCUCCGUUUUCUUCUUCAACUAGUGGUGAGUUUCAAGAUGCGGUGAGCACACCAAAGGGUGAUUUAAAGAUGUUUAUGCCUGAAGAACUUAGUCAAGAUUCACAAAAGAUCAUGCCAGCGUCCACUGCAACGCCACCUCUAAAAACAUACAGAAGACCAAGUAUGGCAUCUUCAGAGGACGGCGAUAAAAGUGAUCUCAGGACUUCAUCCAGGAGGAAAAAUAUGUCUAGUUCUCAAGAAAUUGCUUCGUCAGAGGCUAGGAGUGAAGGUAGGCAACGGAAGAGCAAGGCUGCUUGUUCUUGUACUUCAGAAAGCUCCCAGUCAUUAGCUGGUGCAGCAUCCACUGAGUCCUCUCCAUUGAGGGGCAGAUAUUCACGGCGACGGUCUUCUACUACUGAAUCAUCUGAGUCAGAAUUGUCACAGGCCAGGAAACAUCCUUCACUGCCCACAGAGAGUCGAAGGAAAUCCAGAUUAUCGCCAAAUGCUCUGAAAUCACUUGAAAAAGUGGGUGCAAAGGAUUCUGCAACUCCAGAGACUUUGAAAACCACGAAAGUAGAAUAUGGUGAUUUAUCAAAAAACUCAGAUUCUUCAUUUUCUGAAUCACCAGAGACUUUGGACAUCUCCAAAGAAAGACAGAUAGACAAUACUGAAGCAUUAGAGCCUGAAACUGCAGAGACUCCACUCAUUGUGUCACCGCGCAAGAAGCGGAGCAGACGAAGAGUCUCUGGAACCAAAACUCAUGCGUCUUUAGAAGAACCACAGCAGUUGGAAUCAGAAAUGAUAAACUCAGAAGAGCUCCCUACCCAGCAGAGUCAGGAGGACAUGCUUUGUGAGACUUCUGCUGCAGACACACCAGCUCCUCCCAGUGAGUCCCAAGAGAAGUUGCAGGAGGAGAGCAUAGCUGAGGUGAUUGAACCCGUAAAGGAUUUUGAUUCCGGUCAUCGUGAAGACGCAGUUGCUCCAGCUGUGGAGGAACCUAACAGUUCCACACUUGGACAAGUCCAAGAAGAAGGUUCAAUUGUAGUUGAUGUUGAGGAAAAUUCCCCAAACCAGGACUUGGAAGACGUAUCAGAAAAAGAUGCCCCUGUGUGUGAUGGUGAUAAAGAUGAACUGUUGCCUUUAGAGAAAACCCAGACCACAGGCAUGGAUCCAGAUGCUGCUCUAAGCAGUCUUUGUACAUCUGAUUUAACACACAGCAGUGUCGCCCACAAUUCGCCGGCAAAGAUUAAGGAUCUUGAGGCUGCGUUGGGGCCAGCCAUAGUGCUGAGUCCCUGCAGUAACAGGACCAAGGGCAUCUGGUCGCCAUCUGCCUCCCCGUCAUCGAGUAUCCUGAAGAAAGGCCAGAAGCGACUCCUGGAGGAGGAGACACCCUCACCUCCAGUGAAGUCCAGGCGUGUGUCUUUUGCGAAUCCAAUCCAACAACACGAGACUGCGGACGACAUUGAUCGCCGCAGCCCUGCCGUCCAAACCAGCUCCCCUCGAAGAUCCAAAGUUGGCAACCUCCCACAGCCCAAAUUAAUCACGACGCCAACAAAGGGCUCGACGAUCUUCAGUCCCAGGAUUCUUCGGAGUCCAGGUUUCAAGAGCUCUAAGAAAUGCCUGAUUUCUGAGAUGAGCCAGGAGCUCCGCCCCGUUCCUAAAGACUGCAUCUACCCGGCCCUGGUUGGCUGCUCCGCACCUGUAGAAGCUGUGCUGCCGCAGAUAUCCUCCAGCAUGUGGUCUCGUGGUUUCGGUCAGCUGGUGCGAGCGCGCAACAUCAAAACAGUCGGCGACCUCAGCUGUCUGACCCCCAGUGAGAUCAAGACGCUUCCUAUUCGCUCCCCAAAGAUCUCCAACGUCAAGAAGGCGCUCAAGACCUACGAACAACAGCGUAAAGGAAGAGGCCUUGAGGAGUUGAAGAGUUUCGUGGAGAUGGAGAUGAUGACCUCAGAGCUGGAGGAGACCAGCACGACUCCCAACCAGGAUGAUGAAGACAAGAGCAACGAAACGUUGGCCACAGAGUUGGUGGACCAGCCAGGUCCAGUUCCCACCGGGCAGGGUGACGAGCACUCAAGCCUCCAAACCCCCACCGGGGUCCCCGAGGCUCCUUCAGUGGCUCAAUGGGGUCUCUUGUCCCAGCUGGACUCUCUGGACAGCGAGAUGACUCCGCCUCUUCUGAACCAAUGUUCUCCCCAGCAGCUGUUGGACGUCCAUCAGCGUCUGACAGGCCUCACGAGGCGCGUCGUUCUGGAGAUGAGUGUUCGUCUCGGCGCCGCUCAGGAGCGUCCCUGAUUGCUCCGUGGACAACACCCCCUGUGCCCUUUUUGUUUUUGGUUUUUAAAGUCACUUCUUUGACUGCUUUUUACCAAACAACCCAUGUUUUAACUCACACACUCGGUGUGUUUAGCUUGUAAAUAUUGUAGAACGAUGACUUGUUUUAAGCUAACAAGUAGGUUAGCAUUUAUUUUUAUUCUCAUGUGUGCUUUUUAAUCAGUUAAAAUAAAAACAUUGGAAUGUAUGUAUUUGAAAGAAAAA